Brenthis ino (lesser marbled fritillary) is the source of this 282-nucleotide messenger RNA. Lineage: Eukaryota; Metazoa; Arthropoda; Insecta; Lepidoptera; Nymphalidae. The record is from the annotation of a GenBank genome assembly.
AUGGCUGACUUAAGUGUUGAUAUAUCAAAGUUGCCGGAUGAAAUAAGAGAUAAGUUAGCAGAGUUGGAUUUGGAGCUAUCCGAAGGUGACAUUACACAAAAAGGAUAUGAGAAGAAACGCACACGACUUCUUUCGCCCUAUGCCGCUCAGCAGCAGCCUCAAGCAGGCAAUCAGCCACCGCGUGGACCCCGCGGCGACGGCGGUUCCAGCCGACAACAUACAAGAAAUCGCCGGACACAUCGCAGGGUCACGCACAAUGAGAAGAGAUACCAUUCAGGUAUC